CAGGUGGUAUAAAGGAGGAGAGGAAACACCAGAGCACACAGAACGCAUCCAUAAGCGGGAGGUACGAUGAAGGGAAACGGAGAGCUCAAGAGGCCGUGGGACACCUGUCGGGAGGUUCCUGUAAUUGAAGACGAGCACACACCUUGGAAGUUGUUAAAGCUUCUAAAGAUCAUCGCUUUGUUUGCAGUUGCCAUCAUUGUGUUUGGAUUGGCAAUAUGUAGCAAGGCUUCUUUCCUUCUCCUCAUCACCUUGUCCCAUGAAGAUACAAAGACCCUCCAAGCAGAGCAGAAACCCCUCACACUGCUGUGUAUUGGCUGCUCUCUUAUUGCACCUACUGUUCUUCUGCUGCUGAAAAGCUUCUGGAAAGCAUGUUACAAAUCAUCAAAGCUGCCAAGAAAAUCAUCUGCAGCCCUGGUUUUGUUCUUCGAGUUCCUUGUUUCUGUGGGGUUAGCAGUGCUUACCAUUGUAGCAAUGCCACACUUGGACAUUGUAACCAAUGUGACCAUCCUAAACAGUGUAGCUGUCCUCUCUGCAUUCCUGCAAGCCGUCGCUCAGUGCACUGCCAAAAGGAUGAACAUCUUCCUGCUGCCUUCCAUCAUCGCAAUCCUGUUUAUUUUUGUUGGUUACUGCCUUUUCCUGGUCCUGUACAUUUUGAAAGACCCCACCGAUGUGAAGACAGCCAUCUGGGUGGGUCUUGCUGUUGGUGGGUCGAUCUUGGUAUCUUUCAACUGGUGGGAGAAUUACGUCAGGGUGAUCUGUGUGAAUAGCAAAUCCAACUUCCUCAAAAAUCUGUUUGAAGACUUGAUCAAGAGUCAGAACAUGCUGCACAUCAUGUCCAGCUUACUGAGGAUUGUGGUCACUGCCUGUGUGCUUGGUGCCUAUGUUCCUCUGGCCAAGAUGGACUGGGACAUUGUGACCUCCAUUCCAAGCAGGGAAACAAGAAUUGUAGCCAUCAUCGUUGGGGUCCAACUGAUCUCCUCUGCACUCUGCCAUUGGUUUGCUUUGGCAGCCUGUAAGAUGCAUGCUGUACGCAGAUGCUUCAUCGUGCCUUUGUACCUGGCUUCACUGGCUGUGAUGGUGCUGUUCAUCGUCCCUGUUAUUCUGGAUUAUCAGGACCACCAAUUAAUCUUGAACACAACUGAAAACAUCAACUUCACAAGGUACUGCGUUGAUGCUGUGAUUGUAAGAAAUCAAAGUCUGAGUGGUGACCUGUUCCCACAUCUGGUUUUGGAUGUUGCCCAAACACUCUGCUUCCUGGACCUGUCCAACACAGCCAACAUCGGCUUACUGACAGGUGCAGCAGCAUCAUGGUGGAUUGGUCUUGUGCUGGCUACUAUCCAUAUAUGGUAUUUUAACAUUUAUCGCAUCCAGAAGACACAAGACUUGUUUGGUCGGAGACUCUAUGAGGGAGCCUUUAUUGAGCAGUCCUUACUCCUCAACACCCGUUUCAACACUGAGACCAGAAAACGCAAGAAGAAACAGAAUAAGGAGAACGCCACUCCUGCUAUGUUGUAUCUUUGUGCAACAAUGUGGCAUGAGACCUAUGAGGAGAUGAUGAACAUCAUGAUCUCAAUUUUCAGACUGGACCAGUACAGACCAAAGAUAGAACCUAAGUUUGAUGAUUUCACCUUUGAAGCUCAUAUCUACUUUGAUGACGCCUUUGAAAAUGCCAAAGGAAAUCAGGAUCGUCACCUGAACACAUAUGCAAAGGACCUUGUGCAAAUUAUCACAGAGGUUUAUGGCAUCUUCAAGAACCUUAAUAAAACAUUCUUUGGAGUACAGCAGCAAAUUCCGGAUCAGUCAAUCAUAGAGACGCCAUAUGGAGCCAGACUUGUUGUUGAAAUGCCUCAUGGGAAUAACAUUGUCGCUCACUUCAAAGACAAACAGAAAAUUCGGAACAAAAAGAGAUGGUCUCAGGUUAUGUAUCUUUACUAUCUUUUGGGUUGGAAACUCAUGACCAAAUAUCACAGACGCUGGCAAAAGGGGUCUAAUGAAAAUGAUCUGAGGAAAGAGUUCCAGAGAGAGAAACACAACACCUACCUCUUGGCUUUGGAUGGGGACACAGACUUCCAACCAGCUGCUGUGAUGCUUCUUAUUGAUCGUCUGAAAAUGUAUCCCCGUGUUGGUGCAGCAUGUGGCAGAAUUCACCCCACUGGAUCAGGUCCUGCUGUUUGGUUCCAGAAGUUUGAGUACGCUGUCAGUCACUGGCUGCAGAAGACAGCUGAGCAUGUCUUUGGCUGUGUACUGUGCAGCCCUGGCUGCUUCAGUCUGUUCAGGGCAGAGGCGCUAAUGGACGAUAACGUGAUGAAGAAAUAUUCAACCAAAUCCACAGAGCCCAGCCACUACAUCCAAUAUGACCAAGGUGAGGACCGCUGGCUGUGCACUCUGCUUCUGAAACAAGGCUGGAGAGUGGAAUACAAUGCAGCAUCUGACGCCUACACCAACGCACCACAGGACUUUAAAGAACUGUACAACCAGCGGAAACGAUGGGGCCCUUCCACGAUGGCAAACGUUGUAGAUCUGCUCGGUUCCACCAACCUCGUUUCCAAGAAGAAUCCAUCAAUGUCCAAACCAUUCAUGUUCUACCAGCUGUUUGCCAUGAUUUCAGCCAUUCUUGCUCCGGCCACCAUCUGUCUCAUGGUUGCAGGGAGUCUGUCCUUCAUUUUGGAUAUACCUUCUGCUGCUGCUCUGGUCAUAGCUGUGAUACCUCCUGCCAUUUACUUGGGUCUUUGCUUUAAGCUCAAGGCAGACACUCAGAUCACUAUUGCAGCAGUGUUGAGUGUCAUGUAUGCAUUCCUUAUGAUGGUAGUGACAAUGUCCAUUAUUGCCUCAAUGGUGAAGGAACAGACCAUUCUGACACCCAGCAGCAUUUUCAUCGUGGCCAUGUCAGUAAUUUACAUUGUCACUGCACUGCUGCAUCCUCAAGAACUUCCUUUGCUGUUCUAUGGAUUACUCUACAUCAUCUGCAUCCCAAGUGCCUACCUCCUGCUCACCAUCUACUCCAUGGUCAACAUGAACAGUGUCUCAUGGGGAACCAGAGAAACAAAACCUACUGCAGAAGCUGCAACAACUGCAGCCGCCAUACAGCAAACUAAAUCACAAAAAGCAAAAAGUACCUUCAAACGACUCUGCUCCUGGAAGAAAUGUCAAAAAUCCAACCAGCGAGAAGAAGACAAUCAGCUCGGUGUGAGACAGGAGAUCCCAGAGCCUAUACAGCUUGAACCUCAACCACAGAACAGUAUUGUGGAUGAUUCCCCCCAAAAUGAAGAGGAAGAGGAGACCAUUUUUGACUCUCCAGUUCAAUGUUGGAAAGCAGAAGUGGAGAGUUUGUCCAGCGACAUUCAGCUGCAGGUGGAUUCUCUUGAUGAGGAUGAGGACCAGUUUUGGAAGGAACUUAUUGAAAAGUAUCUGGAACCUCUGCAAAAUGACAAAGAAAAACAGGAAAAGACUAAAAAUGAGCUGCAAGAGCUCAGAAACAAGGCAAGUAUGGAGGACUGGAUUGUAAUGUGUUUGAGAUAUGCUAGAAAAUAUAUAUUUUUUAUGCUAACCUUUGUACUUCUUUUCUAACACAGAUUAAUUUUUCAUUCUUCUUCUUGAAUGCCCUGUGGCUGGUGGCAGCCUUCGUCUUUCAAGUCUUCAAGGUCUUUGACAUUCAGAUUGACAUUGUUGACUUGAACCUCAACGAAACUGGUGGAAAAUUCCAAAUUGAGCCAAUGAGCCUCAUGUUCAUCCUGGGCUUUGCUAUUUCAGUUUUGCUUCAGUUUAUUGGGAUGUUGUGCCACAGAGUCUUCACCAUCAUUCAUUAUGUGGCAUUUUUAGAAACGGAGCCAAAGCAACAGAAAUCUGGUGCAAUAAAACAGAAUGACUCCAUUUCCAAUGCAGAUUCAAGCUCAGGCUUUUCUUCCAUUACUGACCUGAACAACAUCACAAAGGAUGAAACUGAGCUUGAAUCAAGUGAUGGGUGGGACAGCGGUAACGACUCUCCAGAGUUGGACUCUGAGGACGGAACUGAGGACGUUUAAGUUUUAAACAAGAUUUUCUUUUAACACUUUUGACACUUUGAUGUAUUUCCUGUUUGAUCAUUUGAAAUGAUGAUGCAAAGUAGGACACAUACCAUCAAGAUAACCUCAAUAUGAAGUAUUUUAUUUAAUAUUGUGAUUUUUUAAAACUAUUUAAGACUUCUAAAAUAUAGUUCACGCAACAGUGUUUUUUUUUAAUGUUGUUCCAAAUGUUACUGUGUCAUGUGCAGACUGAGUCUGGAAGUCAGUGGUUAUUUAUUUUGAAUCAGUUAGUCAUUAAUUAAAGAUUAUUAACAUUGUUAAUGUUUAUUUUAUUCUUUUAUCUGCCAUUUUUAUUAAAACUGUAAUUUCAGUUUAUUGCAGUUUAUAGGAGGUAAAAACUGAAGGUUGAAUUGAUUUUGAAUGUAAAUUAAUUGAGGUGUUGCUACUGUUGUAAGUUAAUCAAGAAGGUUUUUCCGAUGAAUUCUGCUGGGAUCACUUCUUGGACACAUACAGGUAUUACCUUGAAAAUAGUUUUGUUAAAGUGCAAAUACUGAAUUAUUUUAGUUGUUUUUACAUUGCUCUGUGUGACCAGGAAAUCAUGCACAUUGUUUAUAAAUUUUAUUUCCUGUUGUCAUUUCAGUUUCUUCUUUUUCUGUUCAAACCGUGGAAAUGU
Xiphophorus couchianus (Monterrey platyfish) is the source of this 4674-nucleotide messenger RNA. Its product is annotated as chitin synthase chs-2-like. Gene Ontology annotation, molecular function: chitin synthase activity. The record is from RefSeq and is a predicted model, not a curated record. Bases 67 to 3567 code for a protein of 1166 amino acids. NCBI's taxonomy places the organism in Eukaryota, Metazoa, Chordata, Actinopteri, Cyprinodontiformes, Poeciliidae. Gene Ontology annotation, biological process: chitin biosynthetic process. The transcript has 21 exons. Gene Ontology annotation, cellular component: cell septum; cell periphery.